AUGUCUAUUGAAGCCAUAAAGUCUAUCGAUAGAGCAAUCAAUCCUGAUGUAGAAUUUGAAACUUACAAUAUGAAUAUCACCACUGUGGACAACUAUCCGGUCUUCGUCGAUCGUAUAAGCUGUGUGGAUAAUUUCGAAGCGAGAAUGACGAUUAACACGGCUUGUAAUGAGGAAAAUCAGAUAUGGAUGGAAUCGGGUGUUAGUGAGAAUGCCGUAUCCGGCCAUGUACAAUUUAUCCAUCCCGGACGCACCGCUUGCUUUGCAUGUGUACCUCCGUUGGUUGUUGCCUCAAAUAUCAGCGAACGAACUCUGAAACGCGAGGGAGUGUGCGCUGCAUCGCUGCCAACAACAAUGGCCGUUAUUGCGGGCUUCUUAGUACAGAAUGCUUUAAAGUUUCUGCUGAAUUUUGGUGAAGUCUCUUACUGCCUCGGCUACAAUGCUUUGGAUGAUUUCUUCCCUCGGCAUCAGUUGCUGCCGAAUCCCAGCUGUGAAGAUCGUUUCUGUCAGCAAAGGCAACAAGAAUAUAAGGUUCGACUAAAUUUUCGAUGA
Messenger RNA from Gongylonema pulchrum, 549 nucleotides. NCBI's taxonomy places the organism in Eukaryota, Metazoa, Nematoda, Chromadorea, Rhabditida, Gongylonematidae. The record is from the annotation of a GenBank genome assembly.